AUGGUGACGACGAGCGCGAAGGCGCCAAGCAUGCGAACGGAAGUGUCCUACAUCGGCCAGAUUGCUGUAUGCCGGAAAAGGAGCUCGAAGGAACGGUGCGUGGCGGAUGAGAGAGAGGAGGAAGCGACUACUUACCUUAGAAUGACUGCCGCUAAUGCAAGGAGCUUGGUCGAAAGAGAGUUGCAAGUCAAGGAAAAGGAUCGAGACGAGGGAACGGAUCGAUAG
This is a messenger RNA of Pseudozyma hubeiensis SY62, 225 nucleotides long. RefSeq lists its product as hypothetical. The coding region runs from base 1 to 225 and encodes 74 amino acids. The transcript is spliced from 2 exons. Lineage: Eukaryota; Fungi; Basidiomycota; Ustilaginomycetes; Ustilaginales; Ustilaginaceae. The record is from RefSeq and is a predicted model, not a curated record.